CUGCAGCUUCUAGGACCCAGUUUCUUUUACUGAUUUAAAAACAAAACAAAACAAACAAAAAAAAUAAAAAAGUUGUGCCUGAAAUGAAUCUUGUUUUUUUUAUAAGUAGCCGCCUGGUUCCUGUGUCCUGUGAAAUACAGGCACUUGACCCUUGGUGUAGCUUCUAUUCAACUUUAUAUCACGGGAACGGAUUGGUCUGAUUUCUUGGCCCUCAUCUUGAAUUGGCCACAUCCAGGGUCCCUGGCCAGUGGACUUCAUGAAGGCUUUGUCUAAGAUGACAAGGGCAGCUCAGGGGAUGUGGGGGAGGGCGCUUUUAUCUUCCCCGUUGUCGUUUGAGGUUUUGAUCUUCUCUGGGUAAAGAGGCCGUUUAUCUUUGUAAACACAAAACAUUUUUGCUUUCUCCAGUUUUCUGUUAAUGGCGAAAGAAUGGAAGCGAAUAAAGUUUUACUGAUUUUUGAGACUCUAGCACCUAGCGCUUUCAUUUUUGAAACGUCCCGUGUGGGAGGGGCGGGUCUGGGUGCGGCCCGCCGCGUGACUCCUGGGUCGGGGGCCCACGUGGCCAGGGCGGGGACUCGGGCGCCCGGGGCGCCGACUGAUUACGUAGCGGGCGGGGCCGGAAGUGCCGCUCCCUAGUGGGGGCUGUUCAUGGCGGUUCCGGGGUCUCCAACGUUUUUCCCAGUUGUGGUCCUAAAUCCUUCGGAAGCGGAGGCAGCGAAGCUUGAGGUUCUUGCUGGUGUGAAAUGACUGAGUACAAACUGGUGGUGGUUGGAGCAGGUGGUGUCGGGAAAAGCGCGUUGACAAUCCAGCUAAUCCAGAACCACUUUGUAGAUGAGUAUGAUCCCACCAUAGAGGAUUCUUACCGAAAGCAGGUGGUUAUAGACGGUGAAACCUGUCUGUUGGACAUACUGGAUACAGCUGGUCAAGAGGAGUACAGUGCCAUGAGAGACCAAUACAUGAGGACAGGCGAAGGCUUCCUCUGUGUAUUUGCCAUCAAUAAUAGCAAAUCAUUUGCAGAUAUUAACCUCUACAGGGAACAGAUUAAGCGAGUAAAAGAUUCAGAUGAUGUACCUAUGGUGCUAGUAGGAAAUAAGUGUGAUUUGCCAACAAGGACAGUGGACACAAAACAAGCCCACGAACUGGCCAAGAGUUAUGGGAUUCCAUUCAUUGAAACCUCAGCCAAGACCAGACAGGGUGUCGAAGAUGCCUUUUACACACUGGUAAGAGAAAUACGUCAGUACCGAAUGAAGAAACUCAACAGCAAUGAUGAUGGAACUCAAGGUUGUAUGGGGUUACCGUGUGUGGUGAUGUAACAAGAUACUUUUAAAGUUCUAGCAUCAGAAAAGAGCCACUGUCAAGCUGCACUGACACCCUGGUCCUGACUUCCCUGGAGGAGAAGUAUUCCUGUUGCUAUCUUCAGUCUCACAAAGAAGCUCCUGCUACUUCCCCAACUCUCAGUAGAUCAGUACAAUAUUCUCUAUUUGAGAAGUUCUCUGAAUAACUACCUCCUCACUUGGUUGUCUGACCAGAGAAAUGAACCUCUUGUUACUCCCCACUGUUUUUCCACCCUGGGUUCUCCCCCAACACACACAAACAAACCUCUGCCAUCCCAGGUUUUUCAUCUGAAAAGUAAUUCAUGCUCUGAAACAGAGAACCAAACUUGUAGACAUGAAAUUCUGUAGGAAACAAUGUCUUGAGCUCUAAAGUAGCAACUGCUGGUGACUUUUUUUUUUCCUUUUUAUUGUUGAACUUGGAACUAUGAUGGUUUUUGGAGAAAUGUCAUAAAUUACUGUUUUGCUGAGAAUAUAGUUAAGUUGCCAUUUGGUUUGUUUAUAGUAUCAUUGGCUAUAUUCUAUAAAUUGGCAUCUCCUCUGCAUUCAUAAAUUACACAAGUGAAUACUGACUUUUGAGUCUAUCCUAAUGUUCUUGACUUUCACAUAAUUAAAUCUAACUCGCAGCAAAGUGCCUUUUUUUUUAGGAGUGGUUUGUAGACUUGAUUUAUAAUAUUUCAGUGGAAUAGAUGUCUCAAAAAUCAUUAUACAUGGAAAUGAAUGUCUGAGAUACAUCUAUGACCUGUCUACCUUUGAGGGAAAGACUUACCGAUGUGAUAGCAGAUGCCAUUUCUUACAUGUAUGAAGUUGGAUUUCCAGAGACCUGAUUUGGGUCUCUUCCAAGAGAAAGGUGAAACUGGAAACAAUUAUGAAUAAUUUCACUUAAUUUUUACCUAAUUUCUACUUUUUUGGGGGGGUGGGGCAGGGGGUAGGUUACCACUUACAAAGUGUAUGCAAUUUGUUUCUUCUAGCUUGCUGAUAAUGAACUUCCAUUCAUAUUUAAAUUUAGGGCAUAUCUGAAAGCUCUACAUUUGCAGGUGUUUGAAAUUGUAAUAGUUGAAUGUAGUUUUAAUAGCUAAAAUUAAUGAUUUUCAAGUCUCAGAUGUAUUAACAGACACAUUUUCAUUGUAUAUCAUGGUAUUUUAAUGAUGUAUAUAAUUGCCCUCAUUCCCCUUCUCACCCCACCCUCUCCCUCGUCCCACCACAAUGGCGGCUUGCUUAUUUCAGUUGAGUAAAGCAUAGUGCUGACAGACCAGGGUCACAGUUUCAAAACUUGAGCAAGCCAGUUAGCAUCACAGAGAGAGAAAUUCUUCCACGUUUGCUCAUUGCACCAGUAACUCCAGCUAGUAGUUUUGCCAGAUGUAUACUGUUAGUCCUGCAAGGAAGGAAGAGGUCAGUUAGCACAAAUCCUUCACCAUGACUGGAAAAACUUGCCAUCUUGAGGAGGGUCAGCCUAGAGGUUUUUAUAAAUAAAAGUAUAUAGACUUUUUUUAGCCACGUGGAAACUCUGAAUUAAACCCAAUAAUUUUUUCAUUAUUUUGAGAAUUUUGAAUUUUUUAUUUUCAUUCUUUUGAGAAAUUUAUUUUGAUGCCUCAUCAAAAUUUUUAAAAUUUUCUAUAUUGAUAGUGUUCUUUGAAGGGUGCAAAACAGGAUGUUGAUGAAUUAGUCUGUGCAAACCAGGUAAUAAGCUGAUGAGUUUGUUCAGAACAAGAAGUCGCCUUUCUGUUGAAAUUGCUGUUUGAGAAGGGAAUGGAAAAUAGAAUCAGUUGUUAGUUAUGAGGGUUGGAGGUAGGGCUUUUCCAUUUGCAGAUAAUUUCAUGGUAAUUCUAGUGAAAAUUAGACUUGGAUAACUUCUGAUAAAAGACUAGCUCCAAAAUGGCCACUUUCUUUUCUUGUCUUCUGAUGUGUAGAUACUCACUGAGGUCCUCCAUCUUCUAAAAUGAGUUUUCCUUUAAGUAAACUCCACAUUGCCUUGAAAUGAAUUCCGAAGAGGGGAAGAAACAUAGACUGUGCCCAGAGUGGAAUAAACCCAGAAAGCUGUGUUCCUUUGCGUUAAUUUUUUAGAGAGCUUUCACAUACUGUCAACACCUGUAAACAAACUCUGCUGCUGUGUUUGUGCUCCUGUGGAACACUGCUCUGUAAUUUUCUCGAGGCUAGAUUGAGGCUUGUCACUUCCAUCCUUGUCAUUGUCUUCCACCUCCUCCUCCUCUGCUCUGUGUGAGUGACAGUAGGACUCUUUUUUUUUUAAUAUCAAAUUUAGGAAAAAAGAUACUCAUUUUAGCCCUUAUAUGGCUGUACCUUUAGUUUUUUCAAGUAUGUUCUAAGCACAGAUGUAUAUCUAAAUGGGGCCAGAAUUCAGACUUGACAAUGUUCUAUUAUUUUAAUAGCUUCUUAAGAAGUUACAUGUAGGUGUGAAUUUUGGCACAAUAGAGUGACAAACUUACAGUUAAAUGCUGAAUAACUUCAGUUGGUGUGAAAUAAAGUGUGGUUUUUAGAAUAUGUUUGUAAUUGCUGAAAACAAUUCUAGUUUACCUCAAAAUCUGAAAAGUCUCUUUCCCCCAGUCAAGUGCCUGGCCAGCUAUUAUGAAUUACAUACUACUUUAUGUGUGUUUGUGUUUUAAAGGUUGCUCCUUCAAGAGUGUGAAAAUGUUCUGUCUAAAGGCUACCAUGCCUACCCUGUAAAUGAAACUGUUAAGUGCUGUAUUUGCUCCAGCAGCAUACUCUAGAAUGUUACUUGGUAAUAUAAUAUCGUACUUAUUACAGUUUUCACUUUAGUGUAAUAGGUAAAAUUAUUCUCAGUAUGUAUUUUAGUCGGCCCAUGUUUAGUCUUUCAUCAUCCUUUAAACUGCUGUGAAUUUUUUUUCUUGACUUGAAAGCAAGGAUAGAGAAACACUUUAAAAGAGAUAUUUUGGUUUUUUCCCAUUCCAGAAUUUGUGAGCAUAAUCAUAUUUUGCUUUACAUUUACCGUCAUGAACUCUCAAGCUGGCAGCUACAACCAAGAACCAAAAAAUGGUGCAUUCUGCUUCUUGUAAUUCAUCUCUGCUAAUAAAUUAUAAGAAGUGAAGAUAAUUAAUUAGGGAAAAUAUUUUAUUUAGGUGAUUUCUGUAAGCAAGGGACUAUAAUUGUACAUUAUUUUUCAUCUUUGCUGUUUCUUUAAGCAGUCUAAUGUGCCACAAAAUUAUUUUUAACGUUUUUCCUGUAAGAAUUUUUUUAAAAGUGUUCUCAUUGUCAGACUAGGUGUAGAUAUGUUUCAAAAUGUAACUGGUGAUUCUUAAAGGCCCGAGAACUGACCUAAGAAGCAAUUGUAUGAAUUCUACUCUGGAGGGAAGGGAGGAUCUCAAUGGAAAUUGUAUGACUUUUAUAUUUCUGUGCCAUCAAAUAUAGGUGAAAAUACCAAUUGUGCAAUUCUGCUGUUUAAACAGGAACUAUUGGCCUCCUUGGCCCUAAAUAAAAAGGGCUGAUAUUUUAAGUUGA
Molecule: messenger RNA, 4802 nt
Organism: Leptonychotes weddellii (Weddell seal)
Lineage: Eukaryota; Metazoa; Chordata; Mammalia; Carnivora; Phocidae
Gene: NRAS
Product: NRAS proto-oncogene, GTPase
Biological process (GO): signal transduction
Cellular component (GO): membrane
Molecular function (GO): GTP binding; GTPase activity
Source: RefSeq, a predicted model, not a curated record